Leucoraja erinaceus (little skate) is the source of this 6688-nucleotide messenger RNA. It is a transcript of the gene mxd1, whose product is annotated as MAX dimerization protein 1. The transcript has 7 exons. NCBI's taxonomy places the organism in Eukaryota, Metazoa, Chordata, Chondrichthyes, Rajiformes, Rajidae. Gene Ontology annotation, molecular function: DNA-binding transcription factor activity, RNA polymerase II-specific; protein dimerization activity; RNA polymerase II cis-regulatory region sequence-specific DNA binding. Bases 372 to 1034 code for a protein of 220 amino acids. Gene Ontology annotation, biological process: negative regulation of transcription by RNA polymerase II. The record is from RefSeq and is a predicted model, not a curated record.
UCCUUCAGUCGUGUUUAAGAAGGAACUGAUCUUUGCUGUGUACCUUCAGUCGUCCCGGGCACCGGGGUAGAUAAUAGUGGACGCGGCACCGGGGUAGAUAUUAGUGGACGCGGCACCGGGGUAGAUAGUAGUGGACGGGGCACCGGGUAGACGUUGGUGGACGCGGCACCGGGGUAGACGUUGGUGGACGGGGCACCGGGGUAGAUAUUAGUGGACGCGGCACCGGGGUAGACGUUGGUGGACGGGGCACCGGGGUAGACGGUGGUGGACGGGGCACGGGGGUAGACGUUGGUGGACGGGGCACGGGGUAGACGUUGGUGGACGGGGCACGGGGUAGAGGAGGAUAAACACGGGCAAGCCGCAGCCGCACCAUGACCGCCGUGCAGCUCAUCAACAUCGAGCGGCUGAUCGAGGCCGCGCACUACUUGGAGCGGCGGGAGCGAGAGGCUGAGCAUGGUUAUGCAGCACUCCUGCCCGACAGAAGCGAGGACUCUGGCAGCAAAAGAAAAAGCAAAAGCAAGAAGAAUGCAGGGAGCAGGUCAACGCACAAUGAAAUGGAAAAAAACAGGCGAGCCCAUCUGCGACUUUGCUUGGGACGUUUGAAAGAAUUGGUACCAGUGGGAGCAGAGAGUACAAGGCAUACCACACUCAGUUUACUUAUGAAGGCCAAGUUACAUAUCAAGACACUUGAAGAAGGUGACAGGAGGGCUCUUCAUCAGAUAGAUCAGCUACAGCGAGAGCAACGUCACCUAAAACGGCAGCUGGAACUGCUUAACAUUGAGAGGAUGCGAACGGAUAGCAUAGGAUCAACGGUUUCUUCCGAGAGAUCAGACUCUGAUCAAGAAGACAUUGAUGUGGAUGUGGAAAGCACUGAGGGCAUGGCGAGAGAACUGGAUUGGAGCAAUAGUGGUGUGAGUGACUCUGACGAGCAGAUCAGUGUGAAGAGCAGCGGCAGUGACGAAGGAUACUUCAGCACGGGCAUCAUGCGAAUGAAAUUGCUCCCAACCCCUCACAAAACUCUUGCCCGCCUAUAAAGGAAUCCAGUCCCAUCGGAUAGUACUUUCAUAUGAUGAGUUACUACUCUGUGGUUGGACUUAGUAUUCUGUAGCACAACAUGUAUUUUUCUCUCUUAUUCAUCAUGCUUAUUGCUUCCUGGUACUUCAGAUUUGCCGUGAAGGACCUACCGAUCACUUUAAGAAAGUAAGGGAGGUUUGGAGAGGGAUGGAGUGUGUUUUACUCUGAAGGCACAUUGUUGUUUGCUGGUCUAGCUUUUAUAAGUACUCAUCCCUGCCUCUCAAACUGUAGCAUCUCCCUCUCCACCAGCACUAUAUUUUGAUUCACUUACAAAUCCUUGGAUCAGGAAGAGAACAAUCCAAUAGCCUGCAAACAUAUUUUGCCCAAGGGCACUGAGUAAUAAUGCAGUCUGUUGUUUAUGUAUGAUCGUAUUUUCAAGUUUGUGGUCUGAGGGCUUCCUUUGUGAUUUUCACAAAUUGAACAUUACUCCCUAGAGCAAACAUGCGUCCACUAGUAUAUGUCUUAAUUACUAUAUCAGUAAUGGGUAAACUUCAAUUUGAUUGUUUUCAUUAGAUAUUCCACCUUCCUGGCACCAUAUUGCCCAAUCAUUUGGUACUGGAUGCACUCCACGCCUUCACACCUGCUUCAGCUAGCCCCUGAGGAUUAUUCUAAAAAUUGGAACUGGAUAUUUAGCCGUCAAUUUUGAUUGCACGUUUCAGGUAAUUUGUUUGAAUUCACUGAGCAUUCUCGCCCAAAAGCAAAAUGCUGGUGUUGCUGGGAAUACGCAGCAGGUCUGGUGGCAUCUUUGGUGACGUAAACAAUGUCGCUCGGCUCAUUCUGCCAUGAACCCUGGAAUAUUCCCAGCACCUGCAGCAUUUUGCAUUUGAACUUUUCAUGGGUCACCUGUGUUAUAAAAUAGAUUCAAGUCCAAAGCAUGGGUCUUGAAAAUAAUGCUGCAGUUAAAUUCUAUGGUCACUAUAAAUCUUAUACAUUUAAUUUGAAGUUGAUUCUCAGACACAAUGUUUUGUUUUGUCGUCUGAAUAAGUGUGACAGUUUGAGGUCUGUUUUGUCCUCCAGUAUUGUUGUAGGAAGCCAUGGUCUAAGUGGCUCAUGUUGAAUUUCACUGGAGUCACUUGUCUUUCUAUAUCGUGAAAUAAUCUUAAGGGUGUGGAGUAUAAACAGCAAAGGAUGUUGGUCCCUGCUUGCUUUUUUUAAGUUUCUGAUAAGCAGUCUUGAAUCAUCAGCCUUGUGCUGACAUUUCUUUCAAAUAACAUCAGUCUUGACCUGUUUCCAACCCUGCCACCGUGCUGGAGAGGUAAUAGCAGCAUGUUAGAACAGUCCAUCGUGUUCUCAUUCAGUGAGUUAAUGUAGGCCAGCACACGCACCUGAUGGUGGCCACAGAUUGGUUCCUUCAAUAGUGUAAACAUCAAGCACUUCCAUUUGUCUUAAACUUGAGGCAUUCUUGUUUUUCUUUAACACUUUUCAUAGCUUGUUUUAAUUUACUUAUUUGUUAUUGUUAUAUAUUUGGAUUGUCUUACCUGGCCCACGUGUACUAUGAAAUAUUUGCCCCAACCCGUAAUUGUUUGGGAAUGAUGCGUUUUCUACAUGUUCAGUUCCUCAAUAAGAAAUCUAAUCCUUUGCUUACUACUCAGUGGGGGGCCGGUGAAAGGCCAUCUGACAACGACCUGUUCAUGCAUUACUGAAAUUGUGUGUUUUUAUCUUUUUGCGCUCCUGUCCAUUGCAGUUCUAGUGCAGUUUCUGGCCAUUAAGGCAAAAUAAGCUCUAAGUUAAAAAAUGAAAAUAAUUUGGUACAAAGGUUUGGUGUAGUUUUGAAGACACCUUGCCCUUUCUCACACCGAAGACGAGGCAGUAAUUUUACUUAGUGGCAGGCCACUUUUACCCUCGUGUUGCCAAUGGCAACAGUUCAAUAAUGAACACUUCGACUUGCACAAGUACAAAUAGGUGUCUCUGACACCAUCUGCUCAUAGCAACCAGCAAACAUCUGUUACAGCUAUGAAUUCGUGAUUCACACUUCAGCCUGUAUCAGGAAAUCACUUUACUGAACUAUAAAUCAGUCAAGGAAGGCAGCUGAACAAAGUGUCUUGACUAUAACUCUGUAACCUUAGUUGGAUCUCCAUAGGAAUGGUACCAGUGUCAUUUCAUACCCUCGUGUCUCUGAAGUGUUGGGUCUGGUGCUGGAUGUGAGGCUUGUCUGUAUUGGGCGAGGGCUGCACAUACAAGGCCAAACUCACUGGGAGAAAUGCUGCCUCCGAGAGGUGGUCAUAGAUGUACGUGGAGUUGUGGCUGCAGUGAAACUGUAGCUGUAGCGAAGCCUGCCGGGUGUUUUAGUGAUCGUCCCCGCACCCUGUUUACAAUAACUUUUCGCAAUUAGAGAAUACACACCAAUGUUAGUGAGUUGCACCUUAUUUGUAGAGCUUGUUCACUUUCCAACACCUCUCCUAACUCUCCCAAUCUGUCUUCCCCUGGUUUUAUCCACCCACCUGCUUUAUCCGAUCACCACACAAAUUAAUUUUACCUGCAAAGUGUUUCUUCAAUCAAAGAAUGGUCCCGACCUGAAACACCAUCUAUCCUUUUUCUCCAGAGAUGCUACCUGACCCGCUCAGUUACUCCACACUUUGUGUCUAUCUUUGGUAUAAAUCAGCAUCUUCAGUUCUUUGUUCCUAAUUUUACCUGCACUAGUACCUGAAGAUGCCAGCACUGAUUGUAAGUGUACCGCCAUCCCCAGCAGUGUCAGUCUUGCUCACACACGCACAGCUGUAGCUCAAUGAAUUGCACCUUCACAGUUCCACUGCACAAGUUAGUGAGGAGAGCCAUGUGACUUGCGCAAAAACUCAGUCCAGAGGUGCGUUUGCUGUUGGCAUCUGUAUAAAUGUAAUUUGUAGACUGAAAAUUGGUACUCUGUCAUGCAUAAUGAAUGCUGAGCAUUCUGUACAUUGUAUCAAUAUGUCAAGCUUUGUUUAGGAAUUCUUAUCUUACUUCUCGUUGUUCUAGAGUGAGUGUGAUUUCUCAUUGUGUGUAGAAUGCACCAGCCCUUCUACAUUUGCACUAAUCUUCCUCACUAACUAUCGGUAUGCAUGGAUUUUCUUUUACAAGGAAUUGUAUCAUUUUCUCAAUUUUAUUGUUGAUUAACAAGACAAAAUUUAAACGAACGAUCAAAAGUGCUUCUUUAUACAGUUGUUACUGGGCUUAUCGGCACUGAUGUGCCACAUGACAAGUUUGUGCCGAGAGCACUAGUUCAAUGUACAACACCGCUUCUCAAGGUGCAAACACAUGUUCAAAGACCAGGCAUAAUCUUUAGUUGUGAGGCUGGGUGCUAAGAAUACCCAGUGUGUUCCACCUCCCUCCCUGGUGAGAAGGUCAUGCCAUGAGAUGUGACUACAACCACAUAAUACAUUUUCAAUAUUCUCAACCAAAAUGCAGUAUAAAUAAAGUUGCAGUGUCGGUAAGCCUGUUAAUAAAUGUGAAGUGGAACAAUGCCUUGUUGCUCCAAAUUGUAUUUACUAAGUCAUUGGAGUGUGAUUCUUGUCCCUCACCAAAGUAUGAUUUCAUCUGUAGUGCAAAUGAGAGGGGAGAGGGGGGGGGGAGUUAUAAAGCCUGCCUGCCUUGUUUCUGAAUUGAGCACUUUUGAAAAUGCAGUACCCACACCUUGGAGUAUUGUUUGUGAGGAAUAUCUUGGACAUGCAUCAUGAAAUGAGCAAGGUGAAAUUGUGCCUUCUCACCUCUGCACGCUGUCCUCCAGAUUUAAUCUGAGCUUUUGUGUUUGUCCGUCUGUCUUUUUAACACUGACUGUACCUGAUAAAGAGCUGGUUUUUGCUUAGGGAGACAGUAACAUGGUUGCGUUACUACCAAAUGUUGUCUGUGAUUGUGGAGCUUUACCAGUUUUAGUAGGCUAAAAAAGCCUUACAUAGUGUAGCUAUUGUGCAGUCUGGGGCGCAGCCUUUCAUAAUCCGUUUCUGUUUUUGGCACUUGUAUUGUGAAUGUUCUAAUCGGUGUUCCAUAGUGUGCAUCAGGUGGUAGGCAGGAGACGGCAACUUAAAGAGGACAAACAUGCAAACAUUCCCCCAUUUUAAAUGUCCAUGUCGGAUUGCAAUAUAGAAGCUGCCCCUGUAAUCACAACUAGCUGUCCGUGAUGGUGUGUAAUUUGGUGACAAAUACCCUGCAACAAUGGUGAUUGGUAGCAGCUCCACAUGGACUUCAUCUAGCAAUAAAACUUUCUAAAACUUUGUGGGGCCUUGUUCCCGUAACAUUUGCAGUUGACAUGCUCAGAAUUACAUUCUUUAAAUGUACUUGUAAAGCAACCCUUGGUGCUGGAGAGUGUUUGUAUGGACUGGUGUUCUGCUUUAGCACAAGCAAACUGGAGAGGAAUAGAUUAGUGGCACUGGAAAUAUUAACUUCCUCCAGACACUAUUAGCACAGACACAGUUUACUUGCUUGCUUCUAAUGUGUUUAUUUUAGAUAUUUCCUUCUAUUAUAUGCCUGACAAUUUGGUAAACUAUGAAUAAUUUCAACGUUGCCUUUGGUUUGGCGAUUAAACAGUUCCUUCAGCUAUUCAAUGCCUGUUCAUUUGAAGAAUCAUCAUGGUCGUGUGCAGGACCGGUAAAAUUAAGGAUGUACAAGGCAGAUGUGUGCUUUCAUUUUAAAAGAUGAGUAGAUUGACUUAGAAUUUUGACAUUUCGUAUCAUGAACCCCCUGAAUGGGAAGAUUUUCUCCAUAUCCAGCAGUGUCUCUGUCUGACCAAAGGAAUUUCUAUUGGCCUGGUCCUAACUAUAUGUAGCCGAUGAUAGACUCAAGAAGCUGGAGUAACUCAGCGGUUCAGGCAGCAUCUGUGGAGAACAUGGAUAGGUGACGUUUCACAGAGUGCUGGAGUAACUCAGCGGUUCAGGCAGCAUCUGUGGAGAACAUGGAUAGGUGAUGUUUCACAGAGUGCUGGAGUAACUCAGCAGUUCAGGCAGCAUCUGUGGAGAACAUGGAUAGGUGACGUUUCGCAGAGUGCUGGAGUAACUCAGCGGUUCAGGCAGCAUCUGUGGAGAACAUGGAUAGGUGACGUUUCAGGUAGUGAGCCUACUUUCCUCACUGUUGGAGCGUCAUCCACUCUCAACAUUGGCUCUUUAGCUGAGCCAUAGAAAAGAACGAUGCCAAAUAAAGUUCUGGGUUCUCUCAGCGGUUGGGCACCCUCUGUGGAGGGAGUGAACAGGCGGCACUUUAGGUGGGCUGACGAAGGACAUGGGCUUUAAAAAACAAAACAAAAAACUAUGAAGAAGGGUCUCUGCCCAAAACUUCAUUUAUUCAUUCCUUGCACAAAUGCUGCCUCGCCUGCUGAGUUAUUCCAGCACUUUGUUUUGAUCAAGAUUCCUUUUUGUGUGUGUGUGUGGCAAACUGGUUGAAUGUCCCUUCAGUGACACCCUCUUUGGCCAUCGCUUGAUUGGAUUAAACCAUCCACUUGGGGCCCAGUGGAAAUGGGGGAGGACACAAUUCCUUAUUUUACAUAUGCUGAUUAUGGCAAAUACCUUAUCCUCUGUCAAGACCAUACAGUGGUUCUUAUUCCAGGCAGAACAUGUUUCGGGCAACUGUAUGUUAGACAUGUUUCUGUGUAUGUACACUUAAUGUAUUGUUCAACUGUUGUAUAAAAUUAAAAACACAAUUUAUUUCAUUA